CUGAGCGUCCUCGUCCUGUCACCGCGGUUGCGCGCAGAUUGACUGAAUGAGCACUGUCAGAGGCGAAGACGGAGCUCGGGCAUCCUGUCUAUAGCUGCACCGGUUUCAAUAUGUUCUCAUCACGACCAGAACUUGAACGUUAAACGCUUCGAGACAUGAUUUGAUGCACUGGUAGUUGUUAUGUUGUCAUAAUCAUAAACUAAAGUAGUAAAGCGCGGCGAUCAUGGGGGACGAGCGCGGCGCCGCCUCUCCGCUCGUCCACCUCGACCUCGACAACUUCGACUCGAAGGAGGCCCGCCGCUGUCGCUACGUGCUCACGAGCCCGCGCUCGCUGGAGUCGUGCGCGCGGCUCGGCGUGCGGCCCGCGGAUCUCCUGCAGCGCUCGCUGUCCGAGUUCGUGCGCGCGCACCGGGACGCGCCGCUGCGCUCCGUGGCGCUGCUCUACGAGGUCUACGAGAGGGAGCGCCGGCGCCGCGUGCGCCUCUGCCGCGAGGAGCGCAGGAAGGUGAUGGAGGAGGGCGCGCUGGAAACCGUGCCCGAGCACGCGGCCGAGAGCCAGAUUUCGGAACCCAGAGCCGGGCGUGCCGGUCGGGACGAGGCCCCGAGAAGAGCGGAUAAGAGGCCCGGUCAGAGAGGCACAACAAGGGGGCGGUCCCUGUCCGUGGAGCGCAGGGGAGCGCCGCGCUCGCGCGACUGCAUCGCCACGAGCUUCAGCCUGGGGGACCUGAGGCACUCGGCGGCCACGAGCCAGAGGCUGGAGCGUCUCGAGCGGGAGAUCCGGAAAGAGAGGAGCGUCACCGUGCCGCACAAGGACCGCAAGAUCGCCGCGCUGAUGCUGGCGAGGCGCGAGGAGGAAGAGCUGCGCCUCAGGAGGAGCCAGCGCGAGGAGGAGCUGCGCGAGGAGGCGCAGCGGCACGAGGCUCUACAGCGCGCGGUUGCCGAGCGUCGCCGGCGGCAAGAGCUGGAGCGCGGCGCGCUGCUCUGGCAGGAGGCGCUGGAGGCGCGGCGGAGGCAGCGCCAGCGCGAGGAGGCGCGGCUCGCCGCAGUGCGCGAGCAGGAGCGCGUGACGCACGAGGAGCGGCAGCGGCGGCUCGCCGAAGAGCAAGGGCGGCGGCGACGGGAGCGCGCGGAAGCGGCGCGCAGGGAGGCGGGCGAGCGCAAGCGCUGCCAGCAGCGGCUGCUCGAGGAGCAGGAGCGGCAGGAGCGCGCCGGGCGCCAGCAGGAGCUCCGACUCGCCCUGGACAAGGAGCUGCGGGCCGGGAGGAGCAGGCGGAGCUGGGAGCGCGCGGAGCGGCGGCGGCGGCGGAUCCACAACCAGCAGCAGAUGCUCCGGCACGUCCUGCUCACGAGGGAGCUGGAGGAGGAGGCGCGCGCCCUCGAGCUCCGGAUGAGAAGCGCCCUCGAGCGGAGGCUGGAGCGCUCCCGGGGGAACCACGCGCAGUGCCUGCAGGCGCGGCACCAGGAGCUGCGGGAGCGCGCCGCCCACGGGGAGGAGCUGAAGGAGCGGGCGCGCACCCGCGCCGGGCAACAGGCGCGCCAGCGGGAGCAGCAGCGCCGCGUGCUGGCCGAGCUGUGCGAGCAGCGCAUGGAGCGCGCCGCGCAGCGGGUCGGAGCGCAGCGCCGCGAGAGGGCCCAGGAGGCUCGGCGCGCCAACGCGGCGCGGGAGCGAGCACACCGCCUUCUCCGGGAGAGGCUGCGCGAGGAAGAGGAGGGCGUCCUGCGCCAGCGGCUGGGCCACAUCGCCCGCAAGGAGCGCCGCCGAGAGCAGCUGCAGCGGGUCCGAGAGGAGGUGCAGGAGAAGGGCCGCCGGCUGGCGCGCGCCUCCUUCCACAUGCGCGAGCGGCUCAAGGAGGAGAGCAGCAGUAGCCGCUCGUUCCAGCAGAUGGCGCUGGAGGCGCAGAUUGCAGCGGCGCUGGACCGGAUCAAGCUCUGAGAGUCUCUCUCUCUCUCUCUCUCUCUCUCUCUCUCUCUCUCUCUCUCUCACACACACUCACACACACCGCACUUUAGAGCCCCCCCAUGGAAGCAAACCCACGUAAACAUGGGUAGAACAUGCAAAUUCUAUCCAGGCUUAGUUGGGUUCAAACCCAAAGCUGUGAGGCACCAGUGCUACCUGCUGCGCCACGAUGAGUGGCAAUACAGUGUUACUUUAGGAACUAUAUUUAUGUGUUAAUUACAUUAUGCGCUUGGGUGUUUGUAUUGUUGUACAGCAGUAAUGAGUUAUACUCAUUGGGAGCAGCAAAGUCCUUUGAAGUUUUUACCCUGUAGCUCUAAGAAGUGACAGUCAGAAUUAAGGUUUUUUCAGUGUUUUUUUUGUGUGAAAGAUUAACAAGAGCUGUGUCAAUCACUCUACGACCAAAGAUAUUUGCAGUAUUUUU
Scleropages formosus (Asian bonytongue) is the source of this 2378-nucleotide messenger RNA. RefSeq names its product coiled-coil domain-containing protein 177. NCBI's taxonomy places the organism in Eukaryota, Metazoa, Chordata, Actinopteri, Osteoglossiformes, Osteoglossidae. The transcript has a single exon. The record is from RefSeq and is a predicted model, not a curated record. The coding region runs from base 224 to 1933 and encodes 569 amino acids.